Molecule: messenger RNA, 891 nt
Organism: Colius striatus (speckled mousebird)
Lineage: Eukaryota; Metazoa; Chordata; Aves; Coliiformes; Coliidae
Product: kazal-type serine protease inhibitor domain-containing protein 1
Exons: 4
Coding region: 1-891 (296 amino acids)
Biological process (GO): regulation of cell growth; regulation of signal transduction
Cellular component (GO): extracellular region
Molecular function (GO): insulin-like growth factor binding
Source: RefSeq, a predicted model, not a curated record
AUGAAGCACCCGAUGCUUACAGCAGUGCUGCUAGUACUGCUGCAGGUUUCUCAGAGUUUCCCUGCCCUGUACCACCGAGGUUGGUGGAGGCUGUUAAGGGAAGGAGAUAGUUGUGGCAAGUGUGAUUUGGCACUUUGCUCUGAGCCCAAAGACUGUCCUGCCGGGACCGCGUUGGAUCGCUGCGGCUGCUGCCCUGAGUGUGGAAACGUGGAAGGUCAGACCUGUGACUUGGACCAAGGCAAUCAUUUCUAUGGGAAAUGUGGAGAUAACCUGGAGUGCAGGUUGGAUGCUGAUGAAGUAAGGUUUGGGGAAGUCCCUGAACCCCAGUGUGUGUGCAAGUCUCAAGAGAGCAUCUGCGGACCUGAAGGGAAAACCUACGAGAACAUCUGUCAGUUCAAGGCUUACGCUACGAAAAGAAACAUCAGCAUGAAACAUGAAGGACCAUGUGAAUCAGCUCCUGUUAUCUCUAUGCCCCCUCAGGAUGUGCAGAACUUCACAGGCAACGAUGUCAUUUUUGGCUGUGAGGUGUCAGCCUAUCCUAUGCCACACCUUGAAUGGAAAAAAAGGGGGAAUAAGAUGUUUCUGCCAGGAGAUGAUGCCCACAUCUCAGUACAGGCAAGAGGUGGGCCUCAGAAAUACGGUGUGACAAGCUGGCUGCAGAUUCAAGGCCUCAAAAAAUCAGAUGAAGGCAUUUACAUCUGCCACACCAAAAAUAAGCAUGGUGCAACAUAUGCCUCUGCAAGACUGAAAGUCAUUGAUGGCUCAUCUCCUGCAUUUGCAUUUACUACUGGCAGUAGAAGUGCAAGUUACAGCGUUGAAUAUGGGGAUUAUUAUGACCAUUCUGAUGAUGAAGAUGAGGAAGAAUAUGAAUCUGGGGACUAUGAAAAUUGA